CUGGCUAGCUUAUACACACACCCCGACCCCAUAUUGUUCCAUAAGUCAUCUAGUACAGUCACCUCUUGCAUCCAUCAAGGUGACAUAGCCCUCACUGUGAUCCACGUCAAGUGCAUAAUAGCUGGCAUCGCAAUGGUGCUGCAUACAUUACUGCAUACUGCCAUGUAA
Messenger RNA from Heterobasidion irregulare TC 32-1, 168 nucleotides. RefSeq lists its product as uncharacterized. The record is from RefSeq and is a predicted model, not a curated record. The annotation marks the transcript as partial. Lineage: Eukaryota; Fungi; Basidiomycota; Agaricomycetes; Russulales; Bondarzewiaceae. The transcript has a single exon.